CACUCCCCGCUAUGACGUGACAGAGACCAUGUCGAAGAGCUGGGCAUCGACGCUACGGCUGCCCAAGUCGACAUUUCCACCACGUCCUCUCCAGCAGAACCGGGAGGAGUACAUCCAACAAUGCGCCGAUGAUCUCUACAAGUGGCAGGCGGCCAAUCGCCCUGCCGAAGAUGAAUUUGUUUUGCACGAUGGGCCGCCCUACGCCAAUGGCAAAUUGCACGCCGGGCAUGCCCUAAACAAAAUCCUCAAGGACAUGAUCCUACGCUUUAAGGUCCAGCAAGGCCGCCGCGUCUCGUACAUACCCGGCUGGGACUGCCACGGCCUCCCGAUCGAGCUCCAGGCGGUCGGCCCCAAGGCGGACGACCGCAUGUCGGCGGGGGCCAUCCGCAAGGCCGCGCGCAAGCUCGCCACCAAGACGGUCGCCAGCCAGAUGAAGAGCUUCCGCACCUACGCCGUCAUGGGCGACUGGGACGCCCACUGGACCACCAUGGACAUGGCCUACGAGAUCCGCCAGCUGCGCCUGUUCCGCCAGAUGGCCCGCCGCGGCCUGGUGUACCGCAAGUACAAGCCCGUCUACUGGUCGCCGUCGUCCGGCACCGCCCUCGCCGAGGCCGAGCUGGAGUACAAUGACGCUCACGUGUCAACGGCGGCGUUCGUGCGCUUUCGGGUGGUCAGUGGUUAUCACGAGAUGCCGGGGUUGGAAGACAUUUCGGGGAACUUGUAUGCGGUGAUAUGGACGACGACGCCGUGGACGCUGCCUGCGAAUCAGGCGAUCGCGAUUAAUGAGGAGUUGCAGUACCAUGUCGUGAGGGCCGGUGCAGACGCGUAUUUGGUGGCGGAGAACUGCUUGGAGCGAGUCGCGAAGCUGUUAGGGGAGGAAACCCCCGAGUUCCUUGGCACGUUCAGCGGCAGCCAGCUAACGCAAUUGCGGUACAUCAACCGACUUCGUGGGGAGUCGGCCGAGGCUCAGCCAUUCAUGCACGGCUCGUUCGUAACGGACGGUUCGGGAAGUGGUCUUGUUCAUUGCGCGCCAGGCCACGGGUUCGACGACUACUUGGCCUGCCGCUCUCUCGGGGUCACGGUCUCUGCGCCGGUGGACGAUGGCGGUUUGUUCACCGAGGAGGCCUAUCCUCCUGAGCCUGAUCGUCUGAGGGGCAUCUCGGUCCACGGCGGUGGCAAUGAGGCUGUAAUCGAGAUCCUUGGAGACGAUGUCAUGGAUGUCCACGACUACCAGCACAAGUACCCCUACGACUGGCGCACCAAGAAGCCUAUCAUCAUCAGGGCCACAGCCCAGUGGUUUGCUGACGUCGAUACCAUCAAGGAAGAUGCGCUGGGAGCAAUCGACCAAGUGCAGUUUGUGCCCGAGAACGGAAAGAACAGGCUCGAGGCGUUCAUCAAAGGCCGCAGCGAAUGGUGCAUCUCGAGACAACGUGCCUGGGGCGUGCCAAUACCCGCAUUGUACGAGCUGAAUGGUGACGCCGUGAUGAGCGACGAAGUUAUCGACCACAUAAUCUCAGUCAUUCAGGAGCGGGGGACAGAUGCCUGGUGGACGGAUGCCCCAGACGACCCGGCAUGGAUUCCCGAGUCGCUUCGGGGAAAAGGGGAGUACUCGCGUGGGCGAGAUACCAUGGAUGUUUGGUUCGACAGCGGCACCAGUUGGACGAUGAUGGACAAGCAAGCUGACUUGUAUCUCGAGGGCUCUGACCAGCACCGCGGCUGGUUCCAGUCAAGCCUGCUCACUCGCGUGGCUGCCACGGCCGACCACAGCGCAAAGUCUACGACCAAUACACUCGGCCUGUCGCCCUUCAAGACCCUCAUUACACACGGCUUUACCCUUGACAAGAAGGGAAAAAAGAUGUCCAAAUCGCUUGGCAACACUAUCUCGGCCGACGAGGUCAUGAACGGCUCGCUCGUCCCGCCCCUCAAAUUCAAAAAGCAAAAACCCAAUUCACCUCCCAUCAAGGAAGCUCUCGGGCCCGACGCCCUCCGGCUCUGGGUCGCCGGCAGCGAUUACACGCGCGACAUCGUCCUCGGCGAGACCGUGCUCCAGUCAGUGCACCAAGCGCUGCUCAAGUACCGCACCACCAUCAAGAUGCUCACAGGGUCGAUGCACCGUUCGGCACGCACCGCGCCGCUCACGGCCGUCGACCAGAUCGCGCUCCUCCAGCUGCGCGACGUCAUGGCCGAGGCGGGCCGGCACUACGACGCGCACGAGUUCAACAAGGCCGUCGGCGCCCUCAACCGCUGGAUCACCAACGACCUGUCGGCCUUCUACCUCGAGGCCCUCAAGGACCGCCUCUACUGCGCCGACGGCGGCGGCGUCCUCGAGCCCCUCUUCCUCGGCCUCCUGCGCAUGCUCGCCCCCGUCACCCCCGUCCUGGUCGAGGAGGCCUGGGCCCACCGCCCGCAGUGGCUAAGGGAGGACGAAUCGGUCGUGCAUCCGCUGCGUCAGCUCUAUGAUGCGCCGCUCGUGGAGGAGAGUCGGCUUACCCUUGCCGAGGCGGAGCUGAGGGAGGCCGUGCCGGUGCUGAUGCGGACGCACGCCGCGAUCAAGGCGGCGGCGGAGCCGGCUAGGGGCGAUAAGGUACUCGGCUCGUCGCUGCAGUGUGAUGUGGUGCUGGAGGUGCCCGAGGGGAAGGCACUGCAGACCCUCGAGAGGUUCCAAGAGGAGUUGGAGGCCAUGUUUGUGGUGUCGUCCGUCGAGCUUAAUGGGUCGGUCCCAGAGGAUGCGCAGUGGAAGUACUGUGAGGAGUUUGAGCUGGGCGGGGAAAAGUGCAAGGCGUGGGUGCUCCCGCCCAAGCAGGCCAAGUGCCCGCGGUGCUGGAGGUAUGUUGCGCCCAAGGAGGAUGAGCUGUGCGGGAGAUGUGAGGACGUUGUGGGCGAGGCUGUAGAGUAGGUGUAUUAUAUGUGAAACAUAGAGGCAUAUAGAUGCACUAGACGGUUGCAAUGAAGACUAUAUCCUGUAUCAUCAUCACAAUCGGGAAUAUCCCAGUUUCUC
Messenger RNA from Chaetomium fimeti, 2998 nucleotides. Its product is annotated as tRNA synthetases class I-domain-containing protein. The record is from RefSeq and is a predicted model, not a curated record. Gene Ontology annotation, biological process: isoleucyl-tRNA aminoacylation; mitochondrial translation. The coding region runs from base 29 to 2896 and encodes 955 amino acids. NCBI's taxonomy places the organism in Eukaryota, Fungi, Ascomycota, Sordariomycetes, Sordariales, Chaetomiaceae. Gene Ontology annotation, molecular function: isoleucine-tRNA ligase activity; ATP binding; aminoacyl-tRNA deacylase activity. Gene Ontology annotation, cellular component: mitochondrion. The transcript is spliced from 3 exons.